GGAAUCUAUAAAUCAAAAGUUGGUGUUUGGAGGUCUGUAUCUUAGCCAGCCUGACUUGAAAUGAAAAUAUCGCAAUUGCUGCGUCGUGAGACAAAUAGAGGCUACGCAGAAUCUUGGAGAUCAGAAUUUCGGGAUUGGGGUGGGAAUUCAGAGAAACAGUAACUUCCUAGCCAUCUGCGUCCCUGGGGGAAAUGAGGAGGGUGAAGGGAUGGCAAUGAGUAAUUUUCCAGAAUUUAUUCUAUUUUUUUUCUUUAGAUGGAAAGUAAGAUUCAGAGUGAAAAUAUCGUAAUCCAGAGCAACAAGUUUAGGGUUUUGUUCUCCAAAGGAGCGAGCGAAACGAACUUCUAGCUCUUUUUGAAAGGGACGUACGAAACUCCCGGGGUAACUUUUUACGACCUCCGCGACCCGCCUCUCUCCGUUUUGAGCGGUGCGAAAAAAGCUGGGGGACCCAAUUUGGUUCACCGCGAGGGUGACGAGCAACCCUCCCGAAAGACUGGGCACCGAGUGGGAUAAACACUGCAUGAUCCAAAGAGGAUUUGUCAAUGCUAAAAAUAAACAGACCCGCAAAUGUCUUCAACAGGCACAUGGCCAGUUUCAACAAUAUUUCAAGAAUGAUUAGCACAUUGCGUGUCGGCUCCUCCGAUUGGAACGAGCAGGCGCCCUGUCCAGGGUGCUGAAGUUUGGCGCGCGCGCUGCGCUGCGCUGCGCUGCGCUGCGCUGCGCUGCCUGCCGAGGCGCUUGCCCGGGAGCCCGUGGGACCGGUCCUCCGGAUUCGCUUUCCCAGUUUUUUUUGUUUUUUGUUUUUUAUUAUUAGGAGUAAAGACCAGCACAAAGAAGAAUCAGGAUGAAAAGAUGGCCGACUUCUUGUUACCACUGGGUUCCAACAGCUUCCACCGGUUCACGCCUGAAUCCUUGGCUGCGAUUGAGAAGCGAAUUGCGGAGAAGAUCGCAAGAAGCGCCAAACAGGAAUACAGGGAACAACUGGCCGAUGAGGAAACUCUGCGCCCCCAGUUUGACUUACAGGCCUGCAAGAAGCUCCCCGAAAUCUACGGGUCUCCUCCACCGGAGCUCAUUGGGGAACCUCUCGAGGACAUAGACCCGUUCUUCAGCGAUCACAAGACAUUUAUAGUACUGAACAAAGGGAAGACAAUCUUUCGAUUUAGUGCCACACCUGCCUUGUAUAUACUUAGCCCUUUUCAUCGAAUCAGAAGAACAGCAAUUAAAAUUUUGGUACAUUCAUUAUUCAGUAUGUUUAUUAUGUGCACUAUUUUAACAAAUUGUGUGUUCAUGGCAUGGUCGGAGCUGCCUUCUUGGAAUAAAUACGUCGAGUACACUUUCACUGGCAUUUACACCUUUGAAUCAUUGAUAAAAAUACUGGCAAGGGGAUUUUGUAUGACAGAAUUCACCUUUCUCCGAGAUCCAUGGAACUGGCUGGAUUUUUGUGUUAUUGUCAUGGCAUACAUAACUGAAUUUGUGGACCUGGGCAAUGUAUCAGCCUUACGAACAUUCAGAGUUCUCCGGGCACUGAAAACAAUCUCAGUCAUCUCAGGACUGAAGACUAUCGUAGGCGCCCUCAUCCAGUCCGUUAAGAAACUCGCGGAUGUGAUGAUCCUAACCGUGUUUUGCUUGAGUGUUUUUGCCCUCAUAGGGCUGCAACUCUUUAUGGGGAACCUGCGGCACAAGUGCAUCCUCAACUUCGAGGAAUAUAACUCCACCAACGGCACGUUUGCGUCGGACCAGAAGACCUGGCAAUCCUUCGAUGAUUUUCUGAAUGAUCCAGAGAACUAUUAUGUGAGAGAAGGUACCACGGACGCUCUGCUGUGCGGCAACAGCUCGGACGCUGGUACGUGCCCGAAAGGCUACCGAUGCCUCAGGGCUGGUGAAAACCCCGACCACGGCUUCACGAGCUUCGACACUUUUGGCUGGGCCUUUCUCUCCUUGUUCCGGCUCAUGACACAGGAUUACUGGGAGCGCCUCUACCAGCAGACCCUCAGAUCUGCUGGCAAGAUCUACAUGCUCUUUUUCAUGCUGGUCAUCUUUCUGGGCUCCUUCUAUCUGGUCAACUUGAUCUUAGCAGUGGUGGCCAUGGCGUAUGAAGAGCAGAACCAAGCCACCCUUGCUGAAAUGGAGGCAAAGGAGAGGAAGUUCCGGGAAGCCAUGGAGGCCCUGAAGAAAGAACAAGAGGCAUUAGCUCGAGGAAUUGAUUCAAUGUCGCUUAGCUCCUUUGAAAUGUCACCUUUGUCGUCCAAAAAUUCCAAAGAGCGAAGAAGCCGAAGAAAAAAGAAGAAAUCUGUUGGAGCAGAAGAGGAUGGAGACGACCAGAAGGGUCCAAAAUCAGAAUCAGAAGAUGGUCCACAUAGGACGACUCUCCUGGGUUUCACUUCUGGCUCCAUGGAGAAUUCAGUGAAGCGCAAGGCCAGCCAUGGGAGUGUCUUCAGCUUCCGGUUGCGGGGCAGGGAUGUUGGCUCAGAGGCGGAUUUUGCUGAUGACGACAUCAGCACCGUCGGGGAAAGUGAGAGCCAACGUGGCUCCCUGCUCGUUCCACGGAGCGGGAGACGACUGAGCGUGCAGAGCCAAGGAAGCUACAGCUCUCCAAAUUACACCUUCAACGGGAAGAGAAACAGCUCAGUGGACUGCAAUGGGGUGGUUUCCCUGAUUGGCGGCGGAGGAAGCCCCGACCCAAUGACCCCAACGGACGUGUUGUUGGGGCCUCCGGUUAUUAUGGAGAAAGCCGGCACUGGUGACACGACUUCACCCUCCGAAGAUGUGAACAAGAAGCAGCUGUUGUCCCCCCAGCGACUCUCAGUGGAUCAGUCCGAGGAGCAUUUCCAAAGGCAGAGAGCCGUGAGUGCCGUCAGCAUCCUCACCAGUGCCAUGGAAGAGCUUGAGGAAUCGCAACAGAAGUGCCCACCCUGCUGGAAUCAUUUUGCGGUCCGGUUCCUCAUCUGGGAUUGCUGCCCGCUGUGGCUGCUGAUCAAGGAGAAGGUCAAAUUCAUCAUCAUGGAUCCCUUCAGCGACCUGACAAUCACCCUCUGCAUUGUGUUGAACACCCUCUUCAUGGCCAUGGAUCAUUACAAGAUGACAAAAGAGUUUGAGGAAGUGCUCAACGUUGGAAACCUGAUCUUCACUGGGAUUUUUACAACUGAAAUGGUCUUCAAACUCAUAGCUCUGGAUCCCUACUACUAUUUUCAGCAAGGCUGGAAUAUUUUUGAUAGCAUAAUUGUCACUCUAAGCUUGAUGGAACUAGGUCUUUCCAGCAUGGGAAAUGUGUCCGUGUUACGCUCCUUCAGACUGCUGAGGGUCUUCAAGCUUGCAAAGUCGUGGCCGACAUUAAACACGCUCAUUAAAAUCAUUGGAAACUCUGUGGGUGCUCUGGGAAACCUCACCCUUGUUUUAGCAAUCAUCGUCUUCAUUUUUGCUGUGGUUGGGAUGCAGCUGUUUGGGGACAUGUACUGCAAGAACGUGAACAAAAUCAGCACCACAGGACAGCUGCCCCGCUGGCACAUGAAAGACUUCUUCCACUCUUUCCUCAUCAUCUUUCGCAUCCUGUGUGGCGAAUGGAUAGAAACCAUGUGGGACUGCAUGAAAGUGGUUGGCCAGCCUCUGUGUCUUCUGGUCUUCUUGCUGGUCAUGGUGAUUGGAAAUCUCGUGGUGCUGAACCUUUUCCUUGCCUUACUGUUGAGCUCAUUUAGUGCCGACAACCUGUCUGCCCCAGAUGAGGAUGGCGAGAUGAACAACCUGCAGCUCGCCUUCGCGCGCAUCAACCGGGGGCUGAACUACGUCAAGCGCGCGAUGUGGGCCUUCUGCUGCAGCGUCCUUCGCCAGCCAAAAGCGACCGCCGAGAAGAAAGCCAUGAUGAAGCUCGUGGUCCAGAACCCGGCUGCUGUUCACAACUGCAUGAACAACCACACAGCAAUGGAGUUUGGCAAGGAAGAGGAGAACCCCAAGGAGAACCACACCGGGGACGAUGGGGCUGAAAGGAACAGGGCGAACCAGCAGGUGGCCAGCGACCAGAACGAUGACUUCAUGACCAACCCCAACCUGUCCAUCUGCGUCCCCAUUGCAGUGGGAGAGUCCGAUAUCGAGGACGACGAGCAAAGCACGUUCACGGAAACCGAUCAGGACAAACAGCAGCAACCGAAGGGUCAGUGCUACAAAAGCCCAGCUGUUCGGAGUCAGGCCUCUGAGAUCUGCGAAGAGUCAAGUGAGUUGAACACGGACAAGCAGUCGAAAUCCGAGCCUCCGCUCCCCUCAGUAGGGCAACCAGAGAAAACGUUUGAUGAAAUCAGCCUGUCAGAGGGAAGCACUGUGGAUCUGGCAAUCCCUCCAGAUCUUCUGGAACAGAUGCCUGAACUAGCAGAAGAAAUGAUGGAGCCGGAAGACUGCUUCCCAGAGGCUUGUGUGCGAUUCUUCUCAUGCUGUUCAGUAGACACCACCAAAUUUCCUGGGCAGGUUUGGUGGCGGCUGAGGAAAACCUGCUACCAGAUUGUUGAACACAGCUGGUUUGAAACGUUCAUCAUCUUCAUGAUCCUCCUCAGCAGUGGAGCAUUGGCAUUUGAAGACAUCUACCUUGAAGAAAGAAAGAACAUUAAAACCAUGCUGGAAUAUGCUGACAAAAUCUUCACAUACAUCUUUGUCUUGGAGAUGCUUCUGAAAUGGGUAGCCUAUGGCUUUAAGAAGUACUUCACCAAUGCCUGGUGCUGGCUGGAUUUCCUCAUCGUAGAUAUAUCAGUUAUUUGCCAGAUAGCAACAAUUCUUGGUUAUGACCACCUGUCUGCUAUGAGAUCUCUCAGGACGCUGAGGUCCUUGCGGCCCCUCCGAGCUUUAUCCCGCUUUGAAAGCAUAAGGGUGGUGGUCAAUGCCUUGGUAGGCGCCAUCCCUUCCAUCAUGAACGUGCUACUUGUCUGCCUCAUUUUCUGGCUCAUCUUCAGCAUCAUGGGAGUCAACCUGUUUGCCGGAAAGUUUGGGAAGUGCAUCAACAAGACGGAAGGCGAUGAGCCUUUGAACUACACAAUUGUCAACAACAUGAGCAAUUGUCAAAGCCUGAAUGAGACAGGAGAGUUGUACUGGACCAAAGUGAAAGUCAAUUUUGAUAAUGUGGGCGCAGGAUACCUGGCUUUGCUGCAAGUGGCAACUUUUAAAGGGUGGAUGGACAUCAUGUAUGCAGCGGUGGAUUCACGAGAGCGUGAGGAGCAGCCUGUGUGGGAGUAUAACUUGUAUAUGUAUCUCUAUUUUGUGAUCUUCAUCAUCUUCGGCUCUUUCUUCACUCUGAACCUCUUCAUCGGGGUCAUCAUUGAUAAUUUUAAUCAACAGAAGAAAAAGUUAGGUGGACAAGACAUCUUUAUGACAGAGGAGCAGAAGAAAUACUAUAAUGCCAUGAAAAAACUAGGAUCCAAGAAGCCCCAAAAACCUAUCCCACGGCCAGUGAACAAGUAUCAAGGCUUCAUUUUCGAUAUCGUCUUGAAUCAAGCCUUCGACGUUAGCAUCAUGCUUCUUAUCUGCCUCAACAUGGUCACCAUGAUGGUGGAAACGGACGACCAGAGCCCGGAAAAAGUGAACAUCCUCUACAAAAUCAACAUGAUCUUUGUGGCCAUCUUCACUGCAGAGUGCAUCUUCAAAAUGGUGGCCCUAAGGCAUUACUAUUUCACCAAUGGCUGGAAUAUCUUUGAUUUUGUCGUCGUGAUCCUUUCGAUUGUAGGCUCUGUACUGUCUGACAUCAUCCAGAAAUACUUUUUCUCCCCCACCCUCUUCAGAGUCAUCCGCCUGGCACGGAUUGGUCGGAUCCUGAGACUCAUCCGGGGGGCCAAAGGAAUCCGGACUCUUCUUUUUGCCUUGAUGAUGUCCCUUCCUGCCCUGUUCAACAUCGGCCUCCUGCUCUUCCUGGUCAUGUUCAUUUACGCCAUUUUUGGCAUGGCCAACUUCGCCUACGUGAAGCACGAGCAUGGGAUCGACGACAUGUUCAACUUCCAGACCUUCGCCACCAGCAUGCUCUGCCUCUUCCAGAUCACCACCUCUGCCGGCUGGGACGGGCUCCUCAAUCCCAUCUUGAACACCGGGCCGCCACAUUGCGAUCCAAGCCAUCAAAAUGCCAACGGCUCCAAGGGGAACUGUGGCAGCCCCGCCGUGGGGAUCCUGUUCUUUGUGACCUAUAUCAUCAUAUCCUUCCUCAUUGUUGUAAACAUGUACAUAGCGAUUAUUUUAGAGAACUUCAGUGUCGCCACUGAAGAGAGUACAGAGCCUCUUAGUGAGGACGACUUUGACAUGUUCUAUGAAAUCUGGGAGAAAUUUGAUCCCGAAGCCACUCAGUUUAUCGAGUACGCUGCACUUUCCAAUUUUGCAGAUGCUCUCUCAGAACCUUUACGCAUCGCGAAACCAAACAAGAUUAAACUCAUCGCGAUGGAUCUCCCCAUGGUCAGUGGGGACCGGAUCCACUGCUUAGACAUCUUGUUUGCGUUCACCAAACGAGUGUUGGGAGAGUCGGGGGAGAUGGAUGCCCUUAAAAUCCAGAUGGAGGAAAAAUUCAUGGCUGCCAACCCAUCGAAGAUUUCAUAUGAACCCAUCACGACCACGCUCAGGCGGAAGCAGGAGGAGGUUUCCGCCAUUGUCAUCCAAAGGGCCUACCGGAGCCACCUUUUCCAGCGCUCCCUCAAGCAGGCCUCUUUCCUGUACCGCCAAUACACCUGCCCCACGGGGGACGAGGCCCCGGAGAAGGAGGGCCUCAUUGCGUCCAUGAUGAGCGAGAACUACGGGCGGCCAAUCAACAAGUCCGAAACCCUCUCCUCCACCUCUUUCCCUCCUUCCUACGACAGUGUCACCAGAGGCACCAGCGACAACUUCCCGCUGCGGUUGACGGACUCUAGCAAAAGCGACGAGGCUCUCGACAACCCGUUGUCGCCCGACAGAGACCGCGAGUCCAUCGUUUAAACGUGUUCGUUCGGGACACUUUACAAAUAUUGUUUACAGAAUGUAAUGCUGUACCUACACAACCGUCGAAGCAGCCUUGUCAAACAUGAGUUGCAAAGGAAACCAGAAGGGAGGCGCCCCCUUUCCGAGGGGCAUGUCACUGGGUUAUGUAUGCAUACCCUUUGACCCUAUUCUUCUCAACUUUGCUCAAUGUUUAUAUUUAUAUAUGCACAGGGACGGGGAGGGGCAUCCAGCGUAAGGCCACGGCAGUGGUGUGAUUGCGGAGACGCUAGACUUCAACACAGUAAAUACUUUAUAUCUAUCCACAGAUAAAACCUGACCGCAUACUUUGAUUUUCAGGUCUUACUUAUAUUAGCGCGUUUACUUACAACAAUGUACGACCUUGCAUUCUAUACGAACGAUGUGAGAACGAUGAGAAAAGAGAGAGAGGGGACGAGAGGAAGGACUUGUGUAGCUGCUGUAGCAACGAUGUAACACUAAUGUAUAUGUUGUGAAUGGUCUUUCAUAAAUUUAUUAUAUUUGAUAUUUUUUUACUUAAACACAAAAAGAUAUAAUUGUCUCUUUUUCCACGGAGAUUGAAGAUGCUAACACUAUGGGUGAGCUAGGAAGGAGAGCUGGUUGUCCAGAGCACUACUGCUUGUCGGGGUUGUGAAUUGCAGGGCAAAAUAUUAAGACAGAAGCGUUCUAACUUUAUAUUACAGCAGAGACACUUGCUUGGAACAUGGGUGUGAGGGUCAGCAGUUUAAACCCAGGGAAAAUAGCAAAGGGAAGGAAGGAAGUGACGUCAGGUGGAGCACAAUAUGGGCUGGAACUUAUUUUUAUUUUUGUUCUAUCCUGCAGGAUAUUAGACACUAAUGGAUUCUGCUUGUAAACCUGCCAAUAAAAGCACUAUUUUUUUA
Messenger RNA from Varanus komodoensis (Komodo dragon), 7823 nucleotides. Its product is annotated as sodium channel protein type 5 subunit alpha-like. The record is from RefSeq and is a predicted model, not a curated record. Gene Ontology annotation, biological process: membrane depolarization during action potential; neuronal action potential; sodium ion transmembrane transport. NCBI's taxonomy places the organism in Eukaryota, Metazoa, Chordata, Lepidosauria, Squamata, Varanidae. Bases 853 to 6924 code for a protein of 2023 amino acids. The transcript is spliced from 28 exons. Gene Ontology annotation, cellular component: voltage-gated sodium channel complex; axon; plasma membrane. Gene Ontology annotation, molecular function: protein binding; voltage-gated sodium channel activity.